Molecule: messenger RNA, 4157 nt
Organism: Oncorhynchus nerka (sockeye salmon)
Lineage: Eukaryota; Metazoa; Chordata; Actinopteri; Salmoniformes; Salmonidae
Gene: usp1
Product: ubiquitin specific peptidase 1
Exons: 9
Coding region: 344-2842 (832 amino acids)
Biological process (GO): protein deubiquitination
Cellular component (GO): nucleus; cytosol
Molecular function (GO): cysteine-type deubiquitinase activity
Source: RefSeq, a predicted model, not a curated record
AAAAAAUGCCAGUUGCAUUACUUCGUUUUCACUUUCUAAAAUUUUAAUCAGCGAUUGUAGUUUUUGUUUUGAAUUAAUAAUGAGUUUUUCUAACAUUAUUGUAUUUUUUUAUUAUUAUAAUUGAUGUUAAUGGUGUCGUGCAGGCGCGGGUGCAGCUGGGGUCUUUGCGGUUGGAAAAAGCGCCAAAUCCUGCGCACAUCGCGUGGUUUAUCAAAUGGUUAUACAAAUAUACUAUGUAAUUUAAUAAGUUAUCGCAGAAAUCGAAAAUAAAGUACAACAUGACUCAGUAAGUGUGGAGCGCUGUUGUGUUGGCUGUAUCAUCAAAUACUAAAUACGGUCGAAGAUGCCCGGCCUACAGGGCGAUGCCGCGGCUCUCGGGAGCCCCAUCAAAAAGAGCAAACUCUCCCUGAAGUUUUUCCAGAAGAAGGAGACGAAGCGAGCCUUGGACUUCUCCGAACCUCAAGUAGAGGAACCAAAACCAGUCAGAGUUGAACCUGAGGAGCCUUCAAGCUGUGACCAGGUUGUGCCAAUCCCACUGCCUGGACCUGCCCCGUGUCCAACCUCUCCCAUCUGCCCAAGUGACAAGGGAGAGGAGACGCUGGUGCCCUUUGUUGGGCUCAAUAACCUGGGAAACACCUGUUACCUGAACAGCAUUCUACAGGUAUUGUACUACUGUCCUGGGCUCAGAGAUGGCAUCAAGAACCUCUACAGUUUGUCCAAAACAAGGGACAAGCAAAAGGAAGAGGCUGCUAAUAGUGAUGAGACGGAGGGUCCAGAGGAGGCGGUGCCAGUACACAUGGAACUGCUGGGUAGUUUCCACAGUCUGAUCACCUCGGUAGAGCAGCUCCAGUCCAGCUACCUGCACAACCCUGACAAGUACAGUGAUGGGGAGCUGGCCACACCUCCACGCAAGCUACUAAACACACUCAGACAGCUGAACCCCAUGUACGAAGGCUACCUACAGCACGAUGCCCAGGAGGUGCUGCAGUGCAUCCUGGGAUACAUCCAGGAGGCCUCUGAGACAAUCAGGAAGGAACAGGAGGACCAGGACGAUGUCAUAGAGGUCAAGCCAGGCAGUUCUGCCCCUGUGGGCACCAACGGGGCUUCAACAGAAGAGCAGGCCCAAACUUCAGAAACAUCACUUGAUGAUGAUGAUGGCCAAACCAGUGGUAAGAGGAAGAGCGAUACAGAGGCAGGCAAUGCCAAGAAGAAGCCAAAAUCUGUCAAGUCCAAGAAUGCUGCUGCUGUUGCAGCCAACGAUGGCAAACCCUUCACUCGCUCCAAGAGGAAGUCUACUGGUGGCAUCACUGUAGCGCCAAAAGACAAAGCUGAAGAAGAGGGGGAGAAAAAGCAGGAAGAAAAGGGAGAGGAGGAAAGUAAUGUGGAGGGGAAAGGAGAGGUAGAGGUGGCCCCUAAAGAGGUGGAGGUUAAGGGGAAGAAGAGGCCCAAGUUGUGCUGGCCGAGGCACUCGGGGAAGCAGCCCAGUAUCUUCUCUAAGUUCAUGAGUAUGGGACGGAUCAGCUGCCACACAGGAGGGAAGACCGAGACAGCCAAACCUGACCCGGAGGAGACGGGUCCUAGCCAACCUCAGGAGAAUGAUGAUGGGGAACACGGGAGGAACCCUCAGGAGAAGGUAACAGAAGUGCCCGAGGAGGAGAAAGCUAAAAGUGAAGAGUGCCUGGGUGUGGACAUGAUGGAGCAUCUGUUCCAGGGCUGUCUGGUGUUGAGGACGCGUUGUCUGGAGUGUGAGUGUUACACCGAGAGGAGAGAAGACUUCCAGGACAUCAGUGUCCCAGUGCAGGAGGAAGAACCCUGCAGCCCAGACAGCAGCUCAGAGGUCUCCCCUGAUCCCAAACCGGUGCUGAAGACUCUGACGUGGGCCAUCUCCCAGUUUGCCUCAGUGGAGAGGAUUGUAGGGGAGGACAAGUACUUCUGUGAGACCUGCCACCACUACACAGAGGCUGAGAGGAGUCUCCUGUUUGAUAAAACCCCAGAGGUCGUCACUAUCCAUCUCAAGUGCUUCUCAGCCAACGGGUUGGAGAUGGACCCGUACGGCGGCCUCUCAAAGGUGAACACCCCUCUACAGACCCCACUGAAGCUCUCUCUGGAGGAGUGGUGCACGCACCCCUCAGCCACUGCCACCGGAGGGCAGCACUACCAGCUGUUUGCUGUGGUCAUGCACAGUGGGGUCACCAUCUCCAGCGGACACUACACCACUUACAUCAGGAUGAUGGACCUUAAGGACACCAAGGUCCGCCUGCCAGAGGGGGAUGAGAAGCAGGGAGAAGAGGACUGUGGCGGGAAAGUGCCGGUUCCGGAACCCAAAGAAGAGGUGCUGGAUUAUGACGAUGGGGAAGUGUCCUUCAGUCUCCGUGGUAAAGCAGGACAGAGUGGUUCUGUGAAUGCUAACUCCAACACCAGUAAGAUGGGCUCCAAGAAGGCUUCAGACGGGGUAGGACUUCUGGGGGGUCAGAGGAGCCUGUCCAGCUAUGACCUAGGGGGCAACAAGCAGACAACCAACCCAGACAAAGCUGCCUGUACUGGGGUAGAGAGCAACACCACCAGAUCAUCCAGACGGACCUCCAGUGCCCCGGGACACAGCGGUAGUGGAGGGGUUAAGAAGGAGGGUGAGGGGGGCGAGGAGGCCUCUGUGGCUGGGUGUGAGGGGUUUGGGGUGGCUACGGAGCAGGCCCUAAGCAGCCUGCUGCAGUAUGAAGGGAAGUGGAUGCUGUUUGACGACUCUGAGGUGCGUCUCUUUGAGGAGGAGGACUUUCUGAGAGCCUGUUCUCCAGAAACCUGCUCCACAUCUACCCCAUAUCUUCUGUUCUAUAGGAGGGUCUGAAACUUCUCUGUUUGUGGGUGAAUGAAGUAUUUUCUCAGAUGUCAUAGGGAAAUGUGGAGAGCAUUGGAAAAGAUCUCCUGAGGUUUUGAGAAGGAGUCAACUUGAGAUUCAGCCUGGUUGGCUUGCUGGGUUUAAUAGAUUCAGCCUGGUUGGCUUGCUGGGUUUAAUAGAUUCAGCCUGGUUGGCUUGCUGGGUUUGAUAGAUUCAGCCUGGUUGGCUUGCUGGGUUUAAUAGAUUCAGCCUGGUUGGCUUGCUGGGUUUAAUAGAUUCAGCCUGGUUGGCUUGCUGGGUUUAAUAGAUUCAGCCUGGUUGGCUUGCUGGGUUUGAUAGAUUCAGCCUGGUUGGCUUGCUGGGUGGGUUUGAUAAUCCUGUCACUGAUGUUUAUAACCUGUAUAUGUCCUUUUUCAAAUGUUUUACUAUUCAGUUUAUCCUCUUUUUUUGUGUGCUGGGAAUAUAACAUUAGCAGUCUACAAAAAUGCACCUUCGCACUUGACAUCAAGCAACCUGCCCUUUGAUUUUCCUGCCCUCGUGUUGGAAGUGGUCUGAAUGGAAAGUACAAGGUUUCUCCCUGACACUUUUUUUUUUUUCAGAUUAUUUUUUUAUAAAGAGCACAUUUUUAUUCUUGUACAUCUUUAUCCUGUUCUGGCUUCAUGCCUUCUGUCUGUUGAUUAAUGUUCAUACUGUUGGUCUGUCAGAAAUAAGAGGACUAGUUUUGGCCAUAAUGUUUAAGUUCAGUUAGAUUCAGGCACUGGCCGUCUGGUUCUUGGUGGAAGAACUUUUAUAAGUGAAGAAAACUAAAUUACUUCUCUUGGUUGGUCAUUUUGUACAAGGUUUUAUAAGUGAAUUAAAGCAGUGAUGAAAUACCUAGCCAAUAAGAUAGACAAUCACUUUACAAAAUGCUAGUACAACAAUGCAUAGCUGUUAGUCUCAGAUUUGAUAUGUAUAGAGGGGGAAGUGGACUGUUGUUUUGGCUUCAGGGAUUGUCUACCCUAGGGCUCUAUUCAAUCCGUAUUGCAGAAGUUCAGCUUUAAAUUUAACGCCAAUGUUCCUGCUUUAGUGGAAACUGCAGAUAUCUGCUCAAUGGGGAAAUGACCUUUGAAAGAGCAUACCUAGAAUGAAAAAGUACUACACAAGCAAUAAAGUUUGAACUUUCAUGUAAAACGGACUUUCUAUUCAUCCUUUCCCUGCUGUGAAGUGUUAUAGAUUUAAAAUAAAUGGUUUGGCUUUGAAACCAGGACAGUAGAGUUACUUUUUAAUGUGAAUAAUUCCCACUCUCCUGUACAUGUAAUAAAGCACUGUGCAUUUCCAAAUGUUA